Molecule: messenger RNA, 7581 nt
Organism: Dreissena polymorpha
Lineage: Eukaryota; Metazoa; Mollusca; Bivalvia; Myida; Dreissenidae
Exons: 11
Coding region: 82-942 (286 amino acids)
Cellular component (GO): nucleus
Source: RefSeq, a predicted model, not a curated record
GUCUCCGAUCCAACUCGACUUAAAAUAAUUGCAAUUUUCCACGCACCUGUCAGUCAGCUAGAGUGAUAUCCCUUGUUUAAAAUGGCUGAAAUAAGUAGCGAUCGACUGCGAAGAAAAAUAAAAGAAAUUCUCAAGGAUGCCGACUUAUCCACAUUGUCUGCGAAAAAAGUUCGACUCAAGCUGCAGGAGUGUUUCGACACGGACUUGGCAGAUAGAAAAAAAGAAAUUGACAAAAUCACAAUGAAGCUGAUUGUGGAGAUGGAAGAACAAAACAAGGCCACGGAAGAAGCAAAAGAGGAAGAAGAGGAGGAGGAAGAAGAACAGAAUGGUAAUGGAAAAGGAGACACAUCAGAAUCCGAGCACGAGGUGAAAGGUGAACCACCAAAAAAGAAAUCAAAAACAACAGAGAACUCUUCAAAGAAAAAAUCAAAGAAGAUCUCUGACAAAGAGUUAGUUCCCUUGGAAAAUGAUGAUCUCAAUGUGUAUGAUGAAGAACAAAAGACCCUGAAGUUGUCAGAUGAAGAGCUUGCCAAACGCUUGCAGUCCUUCGAAGAGACGGGCAGGAGGACGAGAGGCAGGGCCACAAAAGCCCCCAGAGAGAAAAAGAAGAGAGAAGGUGGAGGUGGUAACAGUGCCUACUCUCGACCCUGUCUCCUGUCAGCUGACCUGGCUGCUCUUAUGGGAACAGAUAAGCUUGCAAGAAAUGAAGUUGUGAAGAAAAUGUGGGAAAUUGUUAAGGAACGAAAGUUGCAGGAUCCAAAGGACAAGAGGUUCAUGAUCUGUGAUGAACAACUUCAGAAAAUAUUUGGUCGGAAAAGGGUUCAAACAUUUGGAAUGAUGAAGUAUCUCUCGUCCCACAUCAUCAACGAGGGUUCAUCGUCCAUAGAGUCUGUCAUCACCAACAGUGACAUUUAUGAUGAUGAGGCUGAUGAUGAUGAUUAGAUGCAAGAUUGAGAGGUUUCUUGUCGUCAUGGGACUGUGUCCCCUUGCCUACUCAAGGGUGAAAGGACUUAAAAGACAUUAAUAUGUGUAUAUAAGUUGUACACUGCACGAAUCCUUUUAACCCUUUACCACUUAGAUACUUAUAUUGACGCAUUUGUAGUCCCUUAUAAAGUUAAAUUUAAUUAAAGACAUUUCUUACUAAAUUUAAGUUUUAAAUGCUUCAUUUCCAACCCUUGAUGCUAUUGAGCAGCAAACAGCAUAAAACCUGAACAGACUGCAAGUAACUUGCAGGCUUAUCUGGUUUUAUGCUGUUUACACUUUACCAUUUUCACUGUGCUUCUGAAUGGGAAGCUUCAGAAAUCUUGAUAUUUUUCAAUGUGGAGCAGAUAUUGUUGGUUAAUCCUGACAUGAUCUUCUGGGAUACACUUCAAUUGGAAAUCUCAUAAUAUACAAAAUGAUUGGCUGGUAUUUUUAAAGAAACUGAAAAUACACAAUAAGGAAAUAGUAAUAUUUUGAAGUUGAAGAUGACUAUUUCUGAAAAAAAUUUAGUUGUGUGUUACUUUGACAUAAAAGCAGUUUUGCAAGUGUUUUAUAUACCAGCUAGUCAUUCGCAGGGUCCAAAACAUCAUGUUUUGAACACAAAUAUUAAGUUUUAUAUUGGCAUAAUAUUUGCAUAAGUUAGGAUUAGAUAACGAUUUUGUAUCAACACAACCCAUGCAUAUUUUGUUUCGUAUUAAUUUACAUCUGAAAGUAUGUUUCAGACUAGGAUUAUUUAAAUAACUUUUUCAAGAGGAAGUCACUGCUGUACAAGUUGUUUUGUUUUUUUAUUUGUUUGUAUUCAUGUCAUUGUUCAAAGUUAUUUAAACAUUUGAUAGCUGACAUAAACAUUGCAUGAAAUGUUGCUGGAUUACAGCUGAAUCAUUUCUGUAACAAACCUAACAAAUGCUUUGUAAAUAAUUAUUCUUAAUGCUUAUGUUAUUCAACAGUUUCCUGUUAUCUUAAUUUUUAUAUCCCCACAAACGAAGUUUAAGGGGGGUAUAUAGGAGUGAGCUUGUCUGUCUGUCGGUCCGUCCGUAUUAAGUGUCCGCUCUCUAUUUCAAGUUGUUUUCAUACGAUCUUCACCAAACUUGGUCAGAUGUUUUAUCUAGAUGAUGUCUAGGUCAAGUUCGAAUAUGGGUCAUGCUGGGUCAAAAACUAUGUCAUGGGGUCACUUAGUGCGUUUUAAACAUUGAGCAUGGUGUCCGCUCUCAAAUUCCAGAAGUUUUCAUCAGAGCUUCACCAAACUUGGUCAGAAGUUGUAUCUAGAUGAAGUCUAGGUCAAGUUCGAACACGGGCCAUGCUUGGUCAAAAACUAGGUAACGGGGUCACUUAGUGCGUUUUAAACAUUGAGCUGUUUUUUUGUGAAGACAACAUGCAAAAUAUUCUGUGUCAAUGUGGCAUGUGGGGGUAUUCGUCAUGUCUGACAAAGCUCUAGUUGUUUCUGAAAUCCAGGAAAAUAUUCCUGUAUUUAAUUUUAGAAAGAACCUUUAAAAAGGUGAAACCCAUUCCCUCAUGUAAAAUACUUAUGGUCAGAGUUUGUGCUUAUAAAUUAUCAGUAUGCAAAAUCAUUCUAAUUGUCAGGUGAUGCAAGAUAUUAUUUCAUUUUUUCUGUUUUUAAAGUUGACUUCGCUGUUAGUGAUAUGAAUAUUUUCUACAUUAACAAUUAACUACAGAAGGUAGCUGUAAAGGCACACUGAAAAUUUAACACAAUGUGCGUAUUGAAAUGUGCAUAUAGUUGGCAUUUACAUUUGUUAUUUUCAAUAUGAUGUUAGAAAUAUCACUUUUACCAUCACAGUUCUUUUUUUCCGAAAUGAUCUUUGCACACUUAACCCUUUACCACUUACGUAUUUUCACGCAUUUGUAGUCCCUUUAAAAGUUAUAUUUAAUUAAAGACCUUUCUUACUAAAUUCAAGUUUUUAAGGCUUCAUUUUCAACAUAAAAAUACUGAUGAGCAGCAAACAGCAUAAAUCUGAACAACCUUCAAGCUACUCGCAGGCUGUUCUGGUUUUAUGCUGUUUGCACAUAGCCAUUUUCACUUUGCUUCUGGUAAGUGGGAAAGGGUUAAACAUAUUAAUCCAUAACAUGCAUUAUUCAAGGAGCACUUAAGGAAGACAUUAUGAUUAAAGUUGUGUUGGUGUUUUAUUCAAUUAGAGCUAGCCUUUUGUAAUUUUCAUGACUAUCCACAGUGAUUUUCCAAUCUGCCUUUUCCUGGAAUUCUUACGUGGACAGCUAGUUAUCUCCUCAUUGUAACGGUAGCUGCACUUUUUUUUAAAUACAAUCCAAAUGCUGUGUUUUGAAAAGAUAUAAUGAAUUUACUGUUUGUUUUUAUGUACCUUUACAAAUAAAAUUCCCCUUAUGUCAAGCACGUGUUAAUGUAAAUAGCACAAUAGUCCAGUAUUUCAUAUGUUUCCUUUCAGUUUAAUCAUUUGAUUUAUGAGUUUACAAUUGAACAAAUACCAUUUCACAUUGGGAUCAGGCAAUUGUUGGUUGAUAUUGAUGUUGUGGAAACAUGUAUUAUUUUCUUGCCAGUUGAGGUUUAUACUACUUUAAUUAAAAGAUUUAUUGAGGUAAACAUUAAUAUUUGCAGUAAACAUCUUGAUAUAUAUUUAGUUAAUAAAAGUUAACAUUUUAAACUCGGUAAAAACUGCUUUGCAUAAGGUAAAAUGAAAAUGACCUAAAGCCACAGCAAUAAUUCUUAUUAAACAAAAGCAACCUCUAAUCUUUUGUGAGUAUGCAACAAUUCAGGUGAUACAUGUGCAUUAAGUUACAAAUAACAUCUAUUAUUGCACUAUCAACUCUUGUAUAAAUAUAAUUUCAGUUGUUCACAAUACCUGAACCGUACUCAUUGUGGCCUGGCUAUUGUAAAUAUACAGUAUUGUUUAUGUUAAUUUUUUGUAAAUAAUGUGUAAAUGAUUUCCUUUAUUCAAUAGAAAAAGUCUUGCACUUCCAACUUCCUACUCACUAUUGCAUAAAACAACUGGCAAAAAGAACUUACAUUUGAUUAAAAUUCACUUUUUUUUCUCAAAAACAUUCAGUGUGAAAGUGUGACAAUUAUUGUAAGGUUGUUGAGGAAAAAUUACAGAUUUAUAACCGGUUCAAUUGUCAUACAUGCAUAUUAUGCUGUUGUUGGUCUUUUUCUAUGGUGCAUCAUAUCGAGUGUUUUAAGCUGUCCAUACAUAUAUACAUAUGCAUACUCUUUUUGUAAUUUGUUUGUCAAUUUAAACAUGCAUGUAUAACUGUUUGCUUCACGUAUGUAAGACUAUAUAUUAGUUAAACAUAGUCAUUUCAUUUUGAAUGUUAAUUUGAUUUGCAAGUGUGUAGAAAUCAUCACUUUUCCUUCCUUUUUUAGCUCACCUGAGCGAUAGCUCGAGGUGAGCUAUUGAUAUCACUCAGCGUCCGGCGUCCGUCCGUCCGUCCGUCCGUCCGUCCGUAAACAAUUUGUAAACAUCUUCUUCUACUAAACCAUUGAGCCAAUUUCAACUAAAUUUCAUGUGGAGCAUCCCUAGGUCAUGGGACAAAAGAAUUGUUAAAAAAAAUUUGAUCGCAUAACCAAGAUGGCCGCCAUGACCAUAUAUGGUAAAAACCUUAAAAAAUCUUCUUGUCAGAAACCGCUCAUCAGAUUUUCAAAAAAUUUCACAGGGAUGACCUUUGAGGGCUCCCCUGAAAAAGUUGUUCAAAGAAAUUUGAUUCAUCAAAAAACAUGGCCGCAAGAGCUCGUUGAACUUUGCAUGUUUAUUCGUUUUUGCCUAUUUUGUGAAAACUUUCAAAAAUCUUCCACAUUUUUUGUCCGAUCCUUUCCAAAGUUGCACAGUGUCUUUAUAUCAAUGAGGACACGAACCCUACAAAAAAUGAGCAUUAUUGGUCCAUGAAGUACAGAAUUACCUCCCCUUGAAUUGAGAAAAUGGUGUUUAUGCAAUAAAGUCCAAAUUUUUCAUCCAAUUCUUUCCAAACUUGUAAGGAUUUAGCAUGGUUCAAACAAGGGAAACAACUACGGUUUAUGCAUGUUCUUUUUAUUACAGAUUUGCCUCCCUUUAAUUCAUUCAAAAUCUCAUUUUACAGCAGAGAUUCCAAAUCUGACCUGUAAAUGAGCCCCAUAUUUACUGCUGGUGCUAUGUUACCUUUUCCCAUUUGAUCAUUCUUAAGUAUUGGUCUUGUAAUGCUGCUACUGCUACUGCUACUGCUACUGCUACUACUACUACUACUACUACUGCUACUACUACUUCUACUACUACUACUACUACUACUACUACUUCUACUACUACUACCACUACUACUACUACUACUACUACUACUACUACUACUACUACUACUACUACUACUACUACUACUACUAGUACUACUACUACUAGUACUACUACCACCACCACCACCACCACCACCACGUCUACUAUUACUACUUCUACUACUACUGCCACUACUACUACUACUUUUACCACUACUACUACUACUACUACUACUACUACUACCACUACUACUACUACUGCUACUACUACUACUACUUCUACUACUACUACUACUACUACUUCUACUACUACUACUACUACUACUACUACUACUACUACUACUACUACUACUACUACUACUACUACAACUACUAUUACUACUACUACUACUACAACUACUACUACUACUACUACUACACCACCACCACCACCACCACCACCACCAUUCACAGUGACAAAAAACGUAUUCACACAAUGGCUGCUACUACAACUUAUAGCCCAUAUAGGGGGCAUGCAUGUUUUACAAACAGCCCUUGUUUCUAUGGGAUUUUAACCACAACUGUUCAUGUUUAUCUCCGACACAUAUUUUUAGGUCACCUGUCAUGAAGUGACACGGUGAGCUUAUGUGAUUGUGUGAUGUCCGGCGUCCGUUGUGCGUGCCUGCGUGUGUCUGUGCGUCCGUCCGUCAACAAUUUGUUUGUGUAGACAGUAGAGGUCACAGUUUGCAUCCAAUCUUGAUGAAAUUUGGUCAAAAUGUUUAUCUUGAUGAAAUCCGGUUUGGGAUUGUAUUUGGGUCAUCUGGGGUCAAAAACAAGGUCACUAGGUCAAAUAAUAGAACAACCUUCUGUAGACAGUAGAGGUCACAGUUUUCAUCCAAUCUUUAUAAAAUUUGGUCAGAAUGUUUAUCUUGAUGAAAUCUGGGUUGGGAUUUUAUUUGGGUCAUCUGGGGUCAAAAACUAGGUCACUAGGUCAAAUAAUAGAAAAACCUUGUGUAGACAUUAGAGAUCACAGUUUUCAUCCAACCUUUAUGAAAUUUGGUCAGAAUUCUUGAUGAAAUCUGGGUGGGAUUGUAUUUGGGUCAUCUGGGGUAAAAAUCUAGUUCAAAUAAAUAGAAAAACCUUGUGUUGACAAUAGAGGUCACAGUUUUCAUCCAAUAUUUAUGAACUGUGGUCAGAAUGUUUAUCUUGAUGAAAUCUGGAUUGGGAUUGUAUUUGGGUCAUCUAGAGUCAGGAACUAGGUCACUAGGUCAAAUCAUAGAAAAACAUUGUGUAGACAAUAGAGGUCAUAGUUUUCAUCUGAUCUUAAUGAGUCAGGUGAGCGAUUCAGGGCCAUCAUGGCCCUCUUGUUUUAGUAUUUUAUGUAUGUGUUGUUCAUUUAUAUUGCAAAUUUUAUUGGGGCCAUAUUUCAUAGUAUGCUGUUGUAAUUUAUCAUAUAAAUAAUGUCUUUGUUUCCUGUUGGUUUAUAUAUUUUCAGGGCUCUAUAGAAGUAAUGAUAGGUGGCUAUUCUUUAAUCCCAUGUAAUGCGUAAUGGAUGUAAAUUCAGUAAUGAAUUACAAAAGAACCAACUGUCAGGAUUUUUGUUUUAUUUCAGAACUAAACUGAUUUACGUGCUGGUGACUUUUGUCUAUGAUACAUGUUUUCAAAGCUCUUUGGAAACAUUUUGUCCCAGUGAUUGUCUACAGUUAUUGAAUAUUUGUAUUGUUACAUUGAUGUAUAUAAAGCAUCUUUUUCAUGUAAAACAUAACUUGCUUUGUAUGAACUUUUUAUUUCAUGUAUUUGUGUUUAAUAUUAAACAAACAAAACUAACUUUAAUUAAAAUUACAAUUCAAUAUUCAUGGUACUAAUCUUCAAGAACAAUGGCAAUAAACAACCAUCCUUGAUUGCUUUUAGUUAAUCAUCCCUUGAAAUUAUUAUCAUAAAUAUCAUGCUUGAUAUAAGUUUCAAUUUACAUACCAUGAAAACCGAAUAGUUAUAUUCCUGUAUAUUCUGCUGUAAUAUGUAUCAUGACAGGGAUUUCUGAUGAUAUUUUUAGUUUUUUACAAUUUUAUUUCUUCCAAGUUUUGCAUUAUGCAAGUUUAGAAUCAUGUCAUGCAUUUUUCUACUUGACAGUCUUAAUUUGGUGACUUGUCAUUCAUUAAACCAUCACAAUGCAGGUUGAACAUUUUGAUGAUUUCUUCCUCUCAGAGAAUUGUUUUAUUUCUCAGUGUAGGAGUUUUUUUAUUUCUCCGUGUAUAUGUUUAUAAAUUGAAAAUCACGGUUUGUUUGCAUGCAACUGCAUAGUGCAUAUAUUUAAAUUCGUUGACUUUCAUUUAAAAUAAAUUUCAGUUGUUGGUAGUGUUUAUGUAUCUCUUUAUGUCAAUAAAUGGUGCAGAAAAAGA